Molecule: messenger RNA, 1394 nt
Organism: Exophiala viscosa
Lineage: Eukaryota; Fungi; Ascomycota; Eurotiomycetes; Chaetothyriales; Herpotrichiellaceae
Product: phytanoyl-CoA hydroxylase
Exons: 1
Coding region: 170-1156 (328 amino acids)
Source: RefSeq, a predicted model, not a curated record
CCCGCAGGUAGCCUAAGUGACCCUACCGGGCCCUGACUACAGAUCUUCAUCAAGUGCAACUCCAAAUCUUCUGUUCCCGUUGCCCGCCCAAGAUAAGACCGCAGUACAUUCCUCAGCAGAGCUGCGGGCAUCACACUACGCUUGCGUUCAAGCAAAGCAGUAUUUGGAUAUGGCGCCGUCCAGAAUCUCUCCCGAUCCGCCGUCGUCACAGACACCACAAGGGCUUACGCCUAAACAGAUCGCUGCCUUUCAGCGUGAUGGAUACCUGAUCAUACCAUCGUACCUCUCCCCGCAAACUUGUCAGACACUCUUGUCCAAGACUUACGAGCUGUUGACCGAGUUCCCUCUGGCCGACCAUCCCAUGACACGGUUUACGACGGGCACGGAUGAGGACGGCAACUCUACCUCCAAAAAACAUGUUGGGGACGAUUACUUCUUAUCGUCUGGUGACAAAGUGCGCUUCUUCUUCGAAGAGGACGCCUUUGAUACUCAGACUGGCGAGUUGGACAAGCCAAAGGAGCGGGCGAUAAACAAGAUUGGACACAAUCUACAUGGUCUCGUGCCUGAAUUUGGCCAAAUUUCUCAUGCUGGAGAGAUUGGAAGACGGAAUGCUGCUAUCGCAAAAGACCUCGGAUACAGAGAUCCAAGACUAUUACAAAGCAUGGUCAUAUGUAAACAGCCGGAGAUCGGAGGCGCGGUACCACCGCAUCAGGACAGUACGUUCCUGUACACGAAACAGCCGUCGGCUGUGGGCUUCUGGAUCGCACUCGAGGACGCGACGGUCGAAAAUGGAUGCUUGAGCUUUGCGCCUGGAAGUCAUCGAAGAGCACCCAUCAAGGAAAGAUUCGUCAGGGACUCAGAUAACUCAGGAACGACCUUCGUAUCUGUAUCGGAAGAGAACCAGUGGCCGCGGGGAUUUGAUCACAAAGAGGGUUCAAUCAAACAAGAGGAGUACGUGCUCGGAGAGGUCAAGGCUGGGAGUCUGGUGCUCAUCCAUGGCAACAUUCUGCAUAAGAGCGAGAAGAACACGAGCCAGAAGGGGCGGAUAAUCUAUACAUUCCACUUGAUUGAGGGAGAGGAACAUUAUGAUGAUAGGAACUGGUUGCAAAUACCGGGCGGGCCUGGAGAGUUUACCAGACUGGAUGGAAAGUCGUAGGUCAUAGGGCCACGGCAACUCCCGAAUCAUGAACUAUCUGGCAGCCAGAUAACUUCAAUAGAUCUGAGAAGCAAGUAUACGCAUAAAGCCUAUACUGAGUUGUUACCGAAUUGGGUAUCGAAAGUGCAGAGGUUGGGCAGCACGGCCUUUGCACGCGGCAUGAAUACGACAUGACAAGGUGACGUAGUCAAACUUUGAAUGGGACAAUUCCUCCAGCCCUCACAAUCCCAUCCCAUCC